AUGAGAGAGUUCCCGGAUGGCUAUGAGGGCAUUUGUCCCUGUCUCGGCAUAGUCCAGCAGGGUGACUUGUGCAGCGUGCUCCUGGACCACGCCGAAUUAGGCGACUUGGAGAACUACCUGGAAAUCACGCUUCCCCCAGAUUCCCCCGAAAGCAUUACAUUUUUCUGGAAAAGAGUAAUUGAGGUCGCCCAUACUCUUUCGCUGCUCCACCGGUUCCAGAAGGGCGAGUUGGUCAUUGAAGGAUGCCACCGAGACAUAAAACCUUCAAAUAUUCUUGUUUUUGCAGACUCUGAACGCAAACCGCUCUUCAAGCUGUGCGACUUUGGCCUUGCAGUGCUCACCAAGCAACACACGGCUCCCGUCACUAUGGAAGCAUGGGUGGGAAAUCUCACUUGCGGUGCCCCAGAAACCAGUCAAUUUCACAAAGAUAAAAUGAUCGGCCUACCCGAAGCCCAAGCCCAAGAUGUCUGGUCACUUGGGUGCGUUCUGAGCAUCGUCGCAAGCUUCGUGGUAAUGGGAUACGACGGCGUGAGGGAGUUUCACGCGGCAAGACUCAGCGCGGCUGGAAACAACCAAGGCAACCUCGAGACUGACUCCUUUCAUGACGGCGAAAAUAUCUUGGAGGAGGUGAAAGAGUGGCACCGACGAUUAACAAACACGGCAGUGACCCGACGGACUCUGAGCGCACGGCGCGAUACCGUGACGCCCGAGAUCCUGAAGCUGUUGGACUCAUCAGUCCUUGUACCAGCGAAGAAAAGAUUAACGUCGAGGCUGCUUUGGGCCAAGCUGAAUGAGAUCUUGUCCAAGAGCUCCGGAGCCCUCAGUGCAGACAGCGUGACGCUUCGUACAAGCACUGCAGGGCCUCUCUCUGCCAUUCAGCCCACGUAUACGGGUCAUGAGAAGAAGAGAGAACCUCCCAGCUGGGGCUUCCCUCGACGGCGAAGAACCCAACCAUUCCAAAGACACGACGACGAUCGAGGGACACUUGUAGCGGAGUCCAUACCCGUCUACAACCUUCUCUGGGUAGAUUUGGAAAAGUAUCUCACGAUGAGGUUUCCUGGUUUGGUGUUUCGUGAACAAAUCAGAAACGAUCGAUACGUAUUUGAGAUUCCGCAACGAUUGACCCAAGAAGACAGGGAUGUUAUCAUGGAGCUGCGCGACAGAGAUUACAGUGCCUAGGUAGGUAUGUUUGUACCGAGUACUCUACCUAGAGAUCUCACUGGUAGCCCGAUUAGGCGCCCCUCAUAGCUCAAGGUGCAGCUCAGGGGUCCUUGUUAGCCUCGGAGGGUACAAGGCACCAAGUACUCGCCAAGGUCGUGACACCCUGCUCCUCCAUCUACAAAGAAUCGAGAAAUCAUUACCAGCUGUACCAUGCCACGGUACGCAUGA
Cladophialophora immunda is the source of this 1389-nucleotide messenger RNA. RefSeq lists its product as uncharacterized. Bases 1 to 1179 code for a protein of 392 amino acids. Lineage: Eukaryota; Fungi; Ascomycota; Eurotiomycetes; Chaetothyriales; Herpotrichiellaceae. The transcript has 5 exons. The record is from RefSeq and is a predicted model, not a curated record. Gene Ontology annotation, molecular function: ATP binding; protein serine/threonine kinase activity. Gene Ontology annotation, biological process: peptidyl-serine phosphorylation; peptidyl-threonine phosphorylation.